AAGUAAAAUAAUGCUAAUUUUCUGAUGACUAUAUUUAACACUUCAUGUCGAUUAGCGCAGUAUUAGCUUAAUAUGUUAUAAAUCGAAGUUGUGAAUUAUAUCUGUUAUUUUUAUUAUAAAAUGAGUUAUACUGAAGGUUUAGAGCAUAACAGCUGUCUAAUAUCAGGGCUUUCAUGUAUAAUUUUAACGAUUUCUUAUGUCGCGAGCUUAUAUAUUUGGAGGUCUAAAUUUAACAGAGACCAUCCAAGUACAAUUAAAAAGAGAUUUUUCAGUGUUAUUUGUAUGAUGCUAUUAGCUCCUUUCUUCACUUAUUAUUUACUUGACGAGAAGAUAUUAGAAAAAGCAAGUAUUUAUGAACAUAUGGGUUUACGCAUAUCAGGAAUGUUAUUAGCUUCAACAGUACCACUGUUUUUAACUGCUACAUUGUUUUUGGGGCCUUUGACUAUGCAAUUUUUUGGAGGAACAUUUAAAUUGUAUGCAGAACCUAUGUACUGGUUGUCAUGUUGGCAAGAUUUGGUCUGGUUGCGUAACCAUAUAAUGGCUCCUCUGAGUGAAGAAUGGGUUUUCAGAUCUUGUAUGAUGCCAAUAUUAUGUCAAUGUCUGAAACCUUAUAAAGCUGUGUAUAUCGCGCCAUUGUUUUUUGGAGUUGCUCAUUUUCACCACUUAUUUGAGCAGAUGUCGAGAGGUGUUCCUGUGAUGUCUGCAUUAUUUGUUUCAUUGUUUCAGUUUUCCUUUACAACAGUGUUUGGUGCAUAUUCAACCUAUCUCUUCCUAAGAACUGGACAUUUCUUUGCUCCGCUGAUAGCGCACAUAUUCUGCAAUCAUAUGGGAUUUCCUAAUUUCUUUGAGAUCAGCCAAUAUCCUAUGAUGCAGAGGAUUGUUAUAUUAGUUAAUUUUGUGCUUGGAUUAAUUCUAUGGAGUUAUUUGCUAGUACCAUUGACAAGUCCAUAUAUUUAUGACAAUAGAUUGUUAUUGUUGACUUGAAAAUAUAUUUAGUUUCAGUUAAAAAUUGUUAUAUUAAUUUUUAUGUGACAUUUAGGUUGUGAUAGCACUGUCAUAAUUUAGGUGAUUAAUUCAAUGUCAAUUGUGAAUGUGAUGAACACCAAAUAGAAAAAAAAUAUAUAAAAUAUAUAUCAUUGUAAUUGCAAUUGUGCGUAUUGUGUUAAAGCAGUAUGAGUAUUGUAUUGAAAAAUAUGGUACCGAAUGGGAUUUUUUUUAUAUUUUGGUACUGUUAAGAGACUCCAACCAAAUGUCUUUGGUUUAUACAAGUAAGAAAUAUCGUCGAAAUUGUUGUCUAAAUCCUAACAGUAUUACAUGAUUGUAUUGUUAGUUUAAUAAAUAAUUAACUAAUCAACGAAAUAAAAUUAUGUAAUAAAUACAUCUCACAUAAUGAUCGCGUAUGAUCAAUGUGGUUUAUACAUAGCGGGUACUUAUUAUGUUUUAUCCGACAUUUUAAAUGUGAGAUGAUAGGUUAUCACUGUACGUACCUAAUUGUUUUUAGAGAAGACGAAUUAUUACACUCUAGAAAUAUUUUUUUUUCCAUAUUUUAAUCGACAAUCGUGAAAUGUCUUUAAACUUAGUACUUGUUUUUAAUUGUGUGACUUAUUUUUUUAAUUAUUUUGUGCCAUGAAAUAAGUACACGUCCAUAUUAAACUAGUUAUGUUUUAUAACUAAUUAUUAAAUAUACUUCGUACAUUUGAAUGUUUCGCACAAUUGUUAUGAUACACAAAUGAUAGUUUCAUUAUGAAACGUGUAGUUUAUGUAUAUCUUUUAAGGAAACGGUUUGUCAUAACUUAGAUAUAAAACUCAAUAUUCGCGCGUGUAUUUAUAUUUGAUUCUGUAGGAAGGUAACAACUUUAAACAAUACUAAAAAACAUUGAUGUGGGCUAGGUUUAUUAAAAACUCGGAUCCUUUUAUCGUCUUAUUUGUGGUUAUUUUUGUUUUCUAAAAUAUAGCAAAUAAAUAUUCUUUAACAGUUGCAACUAUGUAAUUAAGGACAAUAUUAGAAAAGAUUUUGUGCUUCCUAGUUCCUACUAUUUAUCAGUCAGCGUACAUUUACUAUCUGUCAACGGCUUGCUGUCACCGCGCGAAUAUUAGCUUUUAUACCGAAUUAAGCGUGUGUCUGUCACUUUUUUUAAUAAUAUGUAGUUUAAAUAUUUACCUAUAAAUAAAAUGUUCCUAGAAGCAUCGACAUAAUAUAUUCUUUUCUAUACCAACUUUUCGACAAACUAAAUCUGAAAUCAGAAAGGAUUAAAUGUCGUCAGAUCGAAGUAUUCGUACGAUGAAAUAUAAAACUAUGCACGUAUAUAGGUAUGUAUUGACAAUAUUUUGUGUCGUCAAAGAAACCGGAAUCUCUACCUCUUCUCUAACACAACAGAAAUCUAACUUUUAAAAUAUAUAAAAACUGUGUUUAAAAAAUACGUGUAGAUAACAUGCGUAUUUCUUAUUUUAAAUGAAGUCACCAGACAAUAUUUACCCUUAUUCCCCCGAGCACUAAAAUAUACAUUUAUUUUGAAUUGAAAGCUUUCUAAUCAUACUUAAACAUUAUCCUGUUACAAUAAAAUAAGAAAUUAAUAUAUGUAACAAUUAAUAAUAUUAAAACGUUGUUGACUAAACCUCACAA
Danaus plexippus (monarch butterfly) is the source of this 2623-nucleotide messenger RNA. It is a transcript of the gene Sras, whose product is annotated as CAAX prenyl protease 2. Lineage: Eukaryota; Metazoa; Arthropoda; Insecta; Lepidoptera; Nymphalidae. The record is from RefSeq and is a predicted model, not a curated record. Gene Ontology annotation, cellular component: endoplasmic reticulum membrane. Gene Ontology annotation, molecular function: metalloendopeptidase activity. Gene Ontology annotation, biological process: CAAX-box protein processing. The transcript is spliced from 6 exons. The coding region runs from base 121 to 984 and encodes 287 amino acids.